GGCUGGUCCGGGGUAUGAAAGGCUAUCGGGUKCUAACAGGUGUCGAUGCCAGCUAUGAUGAAGCUAAAGAAAUCUGUCAAAUAUUGUUUAGCUAUCAUUUUGGACAUUCCUAUAGUCAACUGUCCCUGGUAUCCAUUAAUAGUACUGAGGAACAGCGCCUGGUCUACAGUUUGGUGUUGGCAUCCAAACACUCCCAUGAUCAGUUUUGGAUUGGGGCCCGGGAUGAUGAAAUACAUGGGCUCAGAUGGGUGGACGGCCAGGAUGUUAAAUGGACAAAUUUUGUACAAUACAGGAAACAGUCACCCGGGCAACGGUGUGUAGCCCUGGAUGCUACGAAAAAGGGUAGGAUUGAGAACCCGGGUAAAUGGGUUUUCGAUCAUUGCGGUUCAAGGAAGGGCCUAAUUUGUCAACGGGCCUAGGUAGUCUACG
Oppia nitens is the source of this 429-nucleotide messenger RNA. RefSeq names its product macrophage mannose receptor 1-like. The coding region runs from base 15 to 419 and encodes 134 amino acids. Lineage: Eukaryota; Metazoa; Arthropoda; Arachnida; Sarcoptiformes; Oppiidae. The record is from RefSeq and is a predicted model, not a curated record. The transcript is spliced from 2 exons.